Molecule: messenger RNA, 921 nt
Organism: Solanum stenotomum
Lineage: Eukaryota; Viridiplantae; Streptophyta; Magnoliopsida; Solanales; Solanaceae
Product: tetraspanin-12-like
Exons: 3
Coding region: 1-921 (306 amino acids)
Biological process (GO): auxin-activated signaling pathway
Cellular component (GO): plasmodesma; plasma membrane
Source: RefSeq, a predicted model, not a curated record
AUGUCCGGAGUAAGCAUCAAACAGAUACUAUGUAUAUUCAUUUAUGGUGUGUUUGUAGCCUCUUCUUUGGCAGAGAUAGGGUUUUCAAUUUGGUUACAUUUCAGCGACAGUGCUACUCUUUGCCAGAAAGUGUGGCAGAAACCUUUGCUGAUACUGGGAUUGUUUACGCUGGUUGUUUCAGCUUUGAUAUUAGUUGAUUUGUUCUGCCGAUCAGGCACGUUUAUCAGUAGGAUAUGUUCGAUUUCGUUGUACUUGAUCAUUUUGGGACAGUUCUGUUUGUCGUUGUUCGUAGUUUUGGUCACUAAUAGAAAUGCGAGUAGGAUUUUAUUUGGGAGAGAUGGAAAUUACUCGCAUUACUUGUUGAACAAGUAUGUAUUGAAUACCGAGAAUUGGGAGCCGAUUAAGAGAUGUUUAGUUGAUUGCAAAUUUUGUGAACCUCCAACUGAAACAGAUUCUUACUACAAAUACAUCUUCCCUGUUACUCAGUCCAGUUGUUGCAAGCCUCCCACUUAUUGUGGCUUGGAGUUUCACAAUGCUACCUACUGGACCAUGCCCAAAACAGGGCCGGCGGUAGCAGACAAUGACUGCAAGAUUUGGAGCAAUGUACAGAGAGAGCUCUGCUUCAAUUGUCAAUCAUGUACGACAGCAUUCGUUGACCACAUCCAGGAAGAUUGGAAGAUGUAUUCCCUCAUCUACUUUAUGCAUAGUGUCACUUUAACUGGACCAGUUUUGAAGGCACUUAUUGAUGGAUUAGAGUCCAUCCACUACAUCUCUCAAUAUAUUUCCAGCAAUUUGAUUACUAGAAGUUUCAGUGUGUUUGGUGAAUUCAACGACCUUGUUGCAUUUGACAUAAGCAACAAUGUUCCUUUACUGGCGUCUUUAAGGAUGAAAUUUGCAGCUUCUCCAACAAUUCAUAUAUAG